CACAUUUCUGCAUAUACAGACACGGAGAGAAUCAAACUUUGCAAUUUUACCUAAAGUAAUCAUACAGAAGGAUGUCUCUGAGUGUGUCCCAGGAUGAAGGGGUGACUGUAAUUACCAUCAUCUCAAAUCCAAAAAGCAAAUGGCCCAUACUGUGUCAGAUUUUGGGUAAUCUGUGGGUCAGCCCAACAUGUAUAUUGCCUAAAAAUGUCAAAAAAGAAAGGAUGUCCAUUGAAAAUGCACUAGGGAUUGUGCAGAUUAUAGUUGGAAUCCUCAACAUCGUAGCAGGGAUUUUGUUUAUGAACGGGGGAAUCAAUGAUUACAUUAUGAUGUGGAAUACACCCUUUUGGCUUGGUAGUGUGUUUCUCAUAUCUGGAGUCAUGACGAUUCUUGAAUACUGCAUUGGAAGUUAUGUUGUGUUGUUCCUUACGGUGAUUUUGAAUGAAGCAAAUGGUUUAAUGGCUUUGAUUGGUGUUUCAAUGUAUUCAUGGGACUUUGUGGGAACAAGGUCUUAUUCGGCUUAUGAUUACUUACCAGCGCUUACCCCAGAACAGAGGAUGGAGUCCCUUCUGUACAUUAAGGAUUGGAUUGCGAUGACCCGUGGAGCUCUAGACAUCGUGAUGAUAGUUUUUACCAUCCUUCAGUUCUGCGCAAACAUCACUUUCGUGGUCAUGUCUGUGAAAGCAUAUGUUCUGAAUGAUGAUGACCCUCAACUUCACAAGCUGCUCCCCGAAGAGAACACUGGAAAGUGUUAGAGAAAACAAGAUGCACAAACAUAAAAAGCUAAAUGUUUUUCAAGCAGUUUUUCUUUUGUAGUCGAUAGGCAGUUUAUUUCUAUUGCCCUCCCCCCCAAUUUACUUAGACCCAUUGUGAGAAUAUGUCUUGUGUUCCGCGCUUAACCAUCAGAAUGGCAACCUUUAGGGUGAACCCUUUUUGAAAAAUAAGUUCAACAUACACUACGUAAUAAUUUUUUGUAGCGAUAUGUAUUAUGUUUGUUUGACAUCAUAGCCUUAUAUCUAUUUCCUUUUUAUUAAUUUAGUAGUAAAUAAGACACUUCUUAAGGACGGCAAGAAUGAACAACUUGGUUGACCAUACAUUAUUAUUCAAAAUGAUUUACAGAAACUGAUUAAAAUCAAAGCACCAGAACCUUGUGGCUUAUUAGGUUUUGGAUAGUUUAUUCUUUAUUUUAUCCUGUUUUGUGGUAUUUUAGGGAUAUGUUUUAUUCUUGGAUAUGUGGUUCUGAGUACUGACUGUGCAUAAAAAUAAACGCACUAUUCUGA
Molecule: messenger RNA, 1277 nt
Organism: Triplophysa dalaica
Lineage: Eukaryota; Metazoa; Chordata; Actinopteri; Cypriniformes; Nemacheilidae
Exons: 7
Coding region: 72-752 (226 amino acids)
Cellular component (GO): membrane
Source: RefSeq, a predicted model, not a curated record